CCCCAUGGAAGGGACCUCAGCUGCUGCAAAUUCUUCAAGCCUCCCUCCUCUGUCCCGAAGGCUAUCACAGAUAAGGCGUCGGAAAAAGAAGACGCGAGACGAGAUGUUCGCAGAAAUCAUGGAAUCCACCCGCAGUGACAGAGCUCAUCUGAAUGAGUGGAAGGACACGGUUUCAAAGUAUAGGAAAGAAGACAGUGAACGUGAGGACAGGAGGGACCAACGUGAGGAGAGGAGAGACGCUCGAGAUGAGAGGUGGUGGCAGGAAGAUCAGAGGAGGCAGGAUGCAACACUGGGGCUGCUGCGUGAGCAAACAGACAUGCUCCGGCGUCUGGUGGAGCUUCAGGAACGGCAGCAGGAUAACAGAGUGCCGCUACAGCCCCUGUAUAACCCCCCUCCCCCCUCACCAUGUUCCAUAGCCUCCUCACCCAGACGUGUAAGAACGCGGGGGGGGAGGCUCCGUACACCUUCCCAUUCCACCCCAGUGGACAGCCCAAGCAAAAGGCUGUCAUUUUUUUAACCUUUUUUUAGUGGCCUUUUCCUUCCCCCCGAUCCU
Messenger RNA from Malaclemys terrapin pileata, 553 nucleotides. Its product is annotated as capping protein-inhibiting regulator of actin dynamics-like. The coding region runs from base 5 to 517 and encodes 170 amino acids. Lineage: Eukaryota; Metazoa; Chordata; Testudines; Emydidae. The transcript is spliced from 2 exons. The record is from RefSeq and is a predicted model, not a curated record.